This is a messenger RNA of Babesia ovata, 1635 nucleotides long. Its product is annotated as seryl-tRNA synthetase. Bases 1 to 1635 code for a protein of 544 amino acids. The record is from RefSeq and is a predicted model, not a curated record. Gene Ontology annotation, molecular function: ATP binding; serine-tRNA ligase activity. Lineage: Eukaryota; Apicomplexa; Aconoidasida; Piroplasmida; Babesiidae. The transcript has a single exon. Gene Ontology annotation, biological process: seryl-tRNA aminoacylation.
AUGCACAUGCAUACAUUUCGUGUAUCGGUGCUUUUUGGAAUCUUGUCUCUACUAAUAGAAGGCUGCCGCGGUCACUUCGCCUCAAGCCAUCAUGCUCGUAGGGUCGGAUUUUUAUUACCCGUAACUGCGCAAUCAAGAGAACCAACCAGGUUGACCCGUUUAUCGGCAUCAGACUCGGACGUUAAUGGCGAAGCUUCCCCUGACUGCUACUGCGACUCAGAGACGUACAAAAGACUGAGUGCAUAUUUCACCGAUGAGGAAAAAUUAGUCGACGAGCAAUCAUUUGGGCCACUAAAGAACGCUUUUUUGCGCAAGAAAGAGUCUGGAGACGGCUUCAUUCCACUCUGCUUCAAUUUGGCUGCGUUAAGCGCUGUGCCGGAGGUGUUCCAUGCUAAUUUUCUCUCCCGUGGCGAAGACCAUUGGUCCACACUGCUGCAGAUUCGGAAGUUAUAUCUUGAGAAGAUCGCAAAGGAAGAAGCGUUGUCAAGGUUAUCAUCACGCAGGUCGGAGUUGGCAAAAGCUUUCCACACAUCUCCCGAAGCAGAUCAGGCGUCGCUGCGGGAAUCCAGUUUAGCACUUCGUGAUGAAACUAAGACAACAGAGUCACGUAUUAAAGAGCUGAAUGAACAGCUUGACACCUUGAUACAUACCCUGCCAAAUAUAAUAUUGGAGGAUGUGCCAGAGACGGAACUAAUUGUAGAGAAAAUUAGCACCGAUCCGAUACCGUCUGCCACAGGUGACGUCGUACCCCACCACGAGGUAAUCGAGCGUUUUAGCGACCCGUGCGUUUCGAGAUCAACUAAGAUCAGCGGUACCGGUUUUUCGGCCUACAGCGGCGACAUAAGUCGUCUGGAGCGCGCUUUGUUCAAUUACAUGCUCGACACGCAUCACAAGCUUUUCGGUUACAAAGAGCUGUCGGUGCCGUUUGUCGUGAAUGCUAGUACCUUGCGCGGCACAGGACACCUGCCUCGAUUUGAGGAGGACCUCUUUAAAUUGGAUGAGCGCCACCAGUGUAAUGGUGAUCGUGGUUAUUUGAUCCCCACGGGUGAGAUACCGCUAUUAGCCUUGUUUGGUAACAGCCGUGUUCCAGUGGACAAGUUGCCUCUGUGGUUGAUGACGUAUACGCCUUGUUUUAGGUCGGAGAUCCAGGAUUAUGGUCGUGAAACCCGCGGUCUGAUACGCAAUCACCAGUUCGGCAAGGUUGAGCUGAUAUGUCUGUGCGACUCUUCUGGCUCUGACCAUUUUCACAACUUGAUGUUAUCGCAUAUCGAAUACAUAUUGGGAUCACUUGCGUUGCCAUAUCGCCGCGUCCUGCUGCCUGCCAACCAGCUUGGGUCCACGUCAAGCAAGACUGUGGACUUCGAGGUGUAUUUCCCUUCUUUGAAAAAGUACAUCGAAGUGUCAAGUUGCAGUAACACAUUGGACUUUCAGUCCAAUCGACUGAAUCUGUUCAGCACCUCUCGAUCAAGGAUCCAUUGCAUCAACGGUUCCGGCGUCGCCAUAGGCCGCACCCUUUCGGCGAUUUUGGAAAACCACCAAAGUCUGGACGCUAACGGACGCCUAGAGAUUACUGUGCCUCAGGUGCUUAAACCUUAUCUGGACGGUGACCAGAAAUUAACGGAGCCGCUGCCAUGA